UUUUGCUUAUAUGGAUACACUUGAAAUCCCAGCAGUUUCGCGUGGCCGAACUGGCACGAUUCGUGGGACAAUCAAGGGCAAGCCGGCCCCGUCGCUGUCCAAGGCGCUGCCGCCACAGCAGGACCAGAUGAACAAGCUCCAGGUCAAGACGCAGCAGGACAUCGAACUGCUCGAUGAAGUGCGCAACUACAUGAAGCUGCGCGCUGGUGUCGAGGCAGAGUAUGCCGCCAAUCUCCAAAAGAUCACGCAACAAGCCCUUGCCAAGCGCAAGUGGACCACUCCAAAGCUCCCAAAGACCGACGUCGAGUACCGAACCGUCCUCGCUGCGUGGAAGUCACUGCUGGAUGAUAGCCUCGAGAUGGCAAAGGCUCGCGCUGGCAUCUCGGAAAAGAUUGGCAUUAUGAUUGUCGAUCCAAUCCGUCCCCAACACAAGCAAAAGCAGGCCGUGACCAAAAAGGGUCUUGAGCACGGUGUCGAGUUGAGCGAAGAGAUUGCCGUGACGUUUGAAAAGGUUGACAAGGCCAAGAAGGCGUACCAGGAUUUGGAGCGUGUGGCUGCAGUUGCUCGCGAAAAGUUUAACGAAAUUGAUGCUCGCUCCAAGAAGAAGUUGCGUAUUUUCGAGUCCAAGGCGGACGUGGAAAAGAAGCUCGAGAGGGCCGAAAAGAAGAAGGAUCUUUGCGAGCGCCGCGCUCAGACUGCUCGACACGACUACAUGCUUGGCUUGGCCAUGGCCAAUGGCCACCACGCCCAAUACUAUCGCCGAGAUCUGCCUGCAUUGAUGGCCAUGCUGGACGGCGACUUUUACUCGCAACUGCAAAACUAUUUCACGGCAUACGGCACCAUCAUGCAAGAGGCGAUUGCCGAAGAGCACGAAAACGCGCAGGACAUCAAGAAGGAAGCAGCGCUUGUUGACCGAGAGUUUGAAUGCAAGGUCUUUGUUCUCGAGCAUCCUCAGGAAUUCACCGAGCCUCCUCCGUUGGAGUUUAAGCCUCUCGAAUCGGAUCGGUUUACCACCAUGAUUCUGGACGCCAACUCGCGCCCCGUGCUCCACAAGGAGAUGCAAAAGAUGGUCAAUCACAUUGCCAAGGCGCAGAAGGUUAUCGAGCAAAAGUCCAAGGAGAUGGCCAGCGUGCAGUCCAUGAUUGAUGUUUACGUCAAGCAGCCACAGUUCGGCACGCCGGAAGCGCAGGCCGAUGCCGAGCUGCAGAUGGAAAAGUUCAAAGACACCAUCCGUCAGAUGCAGCUCCAGCAACUGAAGGCACAAGCUCGAUUGGAUGUGAUGGUCGCUGCAGGCUUCCGUCUGGAGGAUUUCAAGGCUUCUGUCGAAGACGAACCGGACAGCGGCGCAAAAGGCUCGCUCAAGACGUCGUCGCGUCGCUCCUCCUUUGCCUCCAUGACCUCGGCUGUUCCGACCCCGCGCGGACAGCGAUGCCGUGCCAUUUACGACUACAAGGCUCAGGCAUCUGACGAGUUGAACCUCGAGGAGGACGAGGUCUUGAAGAUUACAGAGCCCGAUCAAGAUGGCUGGAUGAAGGGCGAAAACUCCAAGGGCAUGGUCGGCAUCUUCCCGACUUCCUACGUCGAAAUUAUUUCUGCCGACGACGUCGAACCAUCCGAAUUCGACGACGAGUUUGAUGACGAUGACAACGCGUCCCUGCCAUCGCUGUCUUCGGUUUCCAGCGCGCCGCCCGCUAAAGCCCCGAGCUCGGUUGCGUCCGCUGCCGCCAAUCACUACCACUCCCAGCCUGCAGCAGCAGCAGCAGCAGCAGUACCUGCCUUUGCUGCUGUCUUCCAUCCCCCAGCAACCACCGCUGCCAAUCAAUACUCUCAACAAAGCGCAGCACGGACGCAGCAACAGCCUACUCAAGCUGCGGCCGCCAAGCCCGGUCGUCCGCCGCCGCCAAAAACCACCUAUGUCGACACUGUCCGAGCGUUGUACGACAACGAGGGCGAGGACAGCGAUGAUCUCUCCUUCGUGGAAGGCGACAUUAUCAAUGUCAUUUCCAAAUCAGACGACGACUUUUGGGUGGGCGAGCUCAACGGCAGACGCGGUACCUUCCCGUCCAUGCUCGUCGAGUCGUGCAAUGAGGAUUCGUCCGUUUAAAGCUCGGCGCGCAACUAUUCGUCAGCUGGUGUGACUUUUUGCUCCUGCAUUCUCGCGCAGACGUCUAUUUUUGUUUGUUUGGAUUUUUUUUUUUUGUCGUUGUUUUCGUGCUAUUCUUUGGAAACGUUCACUCAUUCUCUCAAUCGCUUAUACUUUUUGUUUCCCCUGUUUUUGGUGUGCUAUUGCCUUGUUCUAUUAUAGUUGACCAACUCGUUGGUGUUGCUUUUAAUGCGAUAAUUCUAGCUCUUAACGUG
Molecule: messenger RNA, 2358 nt
Organism: Capsaspora owczarzaki ATCC 30864
Lineage: Eukaryota; Filasterea; Ministeriida; Capsasporidae
Exons: 11
Coding region: 11-2104 (697 amino acids)
Biological process (GO): regulation of actin filament polymerization
Molecular function (GO): protein binding
Source: RefSeq, a predicted model, not a curated record